AUGGGCAUUGAUUGUUACCACGAGGCUGGGGAUCAGUGGAAGACAGUUGUGCACCACUCUCCCGUGCGCUGCAGGCACUGCCGCCGGCGAGGCCAGCCGAUCGCGGGCUUCUGCCUGCGGCUGAACGAGGAGCUGAACACGCAGCUGCAGGCGGAGAGGCGCGCCUACAGUCGAGGUGGCUUCGGCAGCCCAGGGUCCAUGAUGGGCGGCCCAGGCUUCGGUGGGUGCCCAGGCGGCGGCGGAGGCUUUGGAGGCGGGAUGAAGACUGGGAUGGUGAAGUACUUUAACGACGAGAAGGGCUUCGGCUUCAUCAUCCAAGACGACGGAUCGCCUGACAUCUUCGCCCACAGGAACAACUGCACAGGCAACCCGCUGAAGGAGGGCGACCGGGUGACUUACGAGGCAGGCGUGGACGACCGCAAUGGGAAGCCGUGCGCCGUGAGCAUCUCGGGAGGCACUGGCUGCGGCAGCGGCGGCGGCUGCUUUGGCGGCGGGGGCGGCAAGGGCGGCAAGGGCGGCAGGGGCAAGGGCGGCGGCAAGAACGGUGGCAAGAACGGCGGAGGCGACUUCGGUGGAGGAGGCGGCUUCGGCGGAGGAGGCGGCUUCGGUGGCGGCGGCAUGGGCAUGGGUGGGCCUGGCGACCUUGGCCCCGGCCCUGGCGACUACGGGGGCGGCAUGCUGGGCGGCAUAGGCGGCGGGAUGCCCGACCCCUAUGGAGCGCCGCGGGACCCCUACGGCGGCGGCGGCCCCGGCGGCUUCGGCGCUCCGCCGAGCCGCGGCCUCGGCGGCUUCGGCGGGGCCCCGCCCGCGUACGGGGGCGGCCCGCCAGACCCGUACGGCGGCGCUCCGUACGGCGGCCCAGGCCCGAUGGGCGGCGUGCCGCCCCCUUACGGCGGCGCCGGCAUGCCCUACGGCGGCGGCGGCUUCAAGGGUGGCGGCUUCUGA
Messenger RNA from Prorocentrum cordatum, 945 nucleotides. NCBI's taxonomy places the organism in Eukaryota, Dinophyceae, Prorocentrales, Prorocentraceae. The record is from the annotation of a GenBank genome assembly.